Messenger RNA from Anguilla rostrata (American eel), 1458 nucleotides. Its product is annotated as testis-expressed protein 47-like. The record is from RefSeq and is a predicted model, not a curated record. The transcript is spliced from 7 exons. Lineage: Eukaryota; Metazoa; Chordata; Actinopteri; Anguilliformes; Anguillidae. The coding region runs from base 309 to 1064 and encodes 251 amino acids.
UUAAAAAGUUCUAUGCCGUUCUGUGCAGCCUGUUGGACAAGACCAACGUAAAUCCUUUAAUUUUACAUAUUAAAAUCACACAUUUUAAAUGGCCCUUAUCAUUAAGCACAUUUAUUAAUACCUCAAAUGUAAAACCCUCUGAUGCUGAAUUUCGAGUCAGCUGCCUCUGCUGUUAGAGCCAUGUUGUUUAAGCUCACUGCUUUGUCUUAGCUUACUUCGUAGCUAAGUAAAUUAUGUAGAAGGACUGUGGCUUUUACGCCUGACUUCAUCGCGCGACGUUUUAUUUGAAUGAAAUAAAAGCAAGGGUAAUGGCUUCCAGUGUAGGACAUGACAUGAGUAGUACAAUUAGUAGUCUGGGGCAAUAUUUUAACCACAACAAAAACUCACUUUUUGAAGUUGAAAAACAAAAAAAUCAUUACAAGUUGAACUUCAUUCAUAGAUUGGUGUAUGUGGCGAGGACCAAGGAAAAUCCAACUAUAGAGGAUAAACGAGGCGAAAUUGUAGGUAAUGGAAGUUACCAAUACUAUGAGAAAUUUCUCUCCACAUUCCUGAAGAAUAUGUUCAUGGAUGGAGUCACUGGCCUACUGCUCUUGUACCACAACUGUGUCAUUCAUUUGCUAGAGUCCACUGCAGAGGUUCAAACUGACAUUUUAAAAGAUCUGAGUACAAUGGAAGAGACCUCUGGCGCUCUCAUGCGGGAUAUCAGGAUUUUGGUGAUCUCUCACUGCAUAGAAAACCGCAUGUUCCCCUCAUGGAGGUACCGCUUACUGAACCCGUGCCUGCAGGAUCCUGAACUGCAGUCACAGCCAGUGGAAGUCCUGGUUCUGGAUUCUCUUACCUUGGUGUACCGUCUCUGUGUUCACCUACUAAACCGCUCGGAAAGUUUCACAGAAGAGGAUGAGGAGGAGCAUGACCUCCUUGUGGAUGAAGGUGUAGUAAUGUACCUCUGUCAGAGCACCAUGCUGCGUUCACCCUCCACUUUCUUGGAGGCCUACGACAAGCCUGUCAACAUUCUUCCUGACUCUGAAAUAGUGUGUCCAGCUCCACGACGCCUUUACUGGUAGCUUGUGUGUGAGGUCACAAGAUCUGUUCAUCACAUUGCAUUUUGAAAUUUUGAGGUGAUCACAAUGAUUUUUCUUAAACUAUACAAUUAACAAUGACUGGCCUUCUCUGUGCAUUACAGUAGUAUGCUGAUGUGUACUAUUUAAAAGCUGAGAGUGUAUUUACAUUUUUGUUCACUAAUAUUUAAAUUCAGCUGUUUUCCAAAAGCAAGCGGUGUGUAUAGUUAAAGAAAUAAAGUGGUUUCAGGCAUUUUAAGGAACACCAAUGCAAAUGAGAGCUUUCUUUAGCAAUUCAUUCAUUUUAGCCCUAUAAUGCACAAAGCCUGGAUAAUUUAGGUUGCAAAUAAAAACCAGAACCUCUUUGUCAGCUAUUAUCACGGAGUCUGCAGUAAUAGGA